AUGGUACGAGCAUUAAAACAUCAUGAGAAGAAACUUCUUAAGAAAGUCGAUUUCCUCGAUUGGAAACAAGAUCAAGGUCAUCGUGAUACUCAAGUGAUGAGAAUGUAUCAUAUUCAAAAUAGAGAUGAUUAUCAUAAAUAUAAUAAGAUUUGUGGAUCAAUAAGGAAAUUAGCUCAUAAAUUAUCGUUAUUAUCUCCAACUGAUCCCUUCAGAAUCAAACAUGAACAAUUAUUAUUAGAAAAAUUAUUCAAUCUUGGAAUAUUAGCUACCAAAUCAAAGAUAUCAGAUUUAGAAAAUAAAGUUACUGUCAGUGCAAUUUGUCGUAGAAGAAUAGGGAUAGUAAUGUGUCGUUUAAAGAUGGCUGAAACUGUCACUGAUGCUAUAACAUUCAUAGAACAAGGUCAUGUUAGAGUGGGACCUAAUGUUAUUACUGAUCCUGCUUAUUUAAUAACGAGAAAUUUAGAAGAUUAUUUAACUUGGGUUGAUUCUUCAAAGAUUAAAGCUAAUUUACUUAAAUAUAAGAAUAAAAUUGAUGAUUUUGAUUUGGCUUAA
This is a messenger RNA of Scheffersomyces coipomensis, 552 nucleotides long. Its product is annotated as snoRNA-binding rRNA-processing protein. The record is from RefSeq and is a predicted model, not a curated record. Gene Ontology annotation, molecular function: structural constituent of ribosome; snoRNA binding; rRNA binding. Gene Ontology annotation, biological process: rRNA processing; ribosomal small subunit biogenesis. The transcript has a single exon. The coding region runs from base 1 to 552 and encodes 183 amino acids. Lineage: Eukaryota; Fungi; Ascomycota; Pichiomycetes; Serinales; Debaryomycetaceae. Gene Ontology annotation, cellular component: small ribosomal subunit; Mpp10 complex; small-subunit processome.